Passer domesticus (house sparrow) is the source of this 1867-nucleotide messenger RNA. It is a transcript of the gene DTYMK, whose product is annotated as deoxythymidylate kinase. The coding region runs from base 1 to 576 and encodes 191 amino acids. The transcript has 4 exons. Gene Ontology annotation, biological process: dTDP biosynthetic process; dTTP biosynthetic process; dUDP biosynthetic process. The record is from RefSeq and is a predicted model, not a curated record. Gene Ontology annotation, cellular component: mitochondrion; cytosol; cytoplasm. Gene Ontology annotation, molecular function: ATP binding; dTMP kinase activity; nucleoside diphosphate kinase activity. NCBI's taxonomy places the organism in Eukaryota, Metazoa, Chordata, Aves, Passeriformes, Passeridae.
AUGACAAGGCCCGCGGCCUCAUCCCGUAUUCACGGCCCGCGCGCCUCCCAUUGGCCGCCACCGCCCGCCGCGCUGCAUAUUCAUGAGGGGCGGGGCGCGCGGCGAUUGGCGGGCGCGGCGGAAGGGGCGGGGCGUGCCGGCGGCCAUGGCGGCGCGGCGCGGCGCGCUGAUCGCGCUGGAGGGCGUGGAUCGCGCCGGCAAGAGCACGCAGGGCCGGCGGCUCGUGGAGGCCCUCCGGGAGGCCGGGCACCGCGCCGACCUCCUCCGCUUCCCCGGACGACAGAGAUCGGGCAGCUGAUCAGCUCCUACCUGGGCAGGGAGAAGAACCUGGAGGACCACACCAUCCACCUGCUCUUCUCUGCCAACCGCUGGGAGCACGUACCCAUGAUGAAGGAGAAGCUGCAGCAGGGGAUCACGGUGGUGCUUGACAGAUAUGCCUUCUCUGGAGUGGCCUUCACGAGUGCCAAAGGGAAGAAGUCAGCUCUGUCAGCCUCCCGUGGAGCCAUUCUGCACAGACACUCCUGUCCCACUCCAUCAGAAGUGUCCUGUUCUGCUCAUCAGCUAUCAAUCCUCUAAGAGUGGGCACAGAAGCUCCAGCCAUGCCUGCAGCACCAGCUGUGACCUGCAUUCAUUCCUGCCCAAGCCUUUCCUGCUUCCUGGAAGGACUGAGUUGAUCCUGGGUCCCCCACCUGCAUCUUCUCCCACCCUCCUGCUUUCCUGGACACUGUGUGGCUUGAGACAGAUGCAUUGAAGCACUUAGGUGCUAACCAGGUGUCUGCAAAAGCCCCACAUUAAGAGCCAGGAUGUGUAACAUGAGCUGAGUCACCCCAAAAUGAUGAUCCCAAAUCCACAUGGGCACAGCAAGGAAUGUUCUGCUACUUUCUGGUGGGGGUAAAAGGGUGUCUGAAAGUGUCUGCAUUUCUUAGAAUGUAGCUGGUGACCUGCAGGGCUCAGCCAUGUGGAUGCCACCCUUGGGAAGCAGGGGUGGCAUCUUUUGCUGCUGGAAGGGGCCUCCUCUGCUUAUUAAAAGUAUGGAGUUUGGCAUGUUUUUCACUCAAGAAGCAUUCCAGGAGAAGGGGAGAUGUUGGUGCACAUACCUAACACAAAAGUCUGCUGGCUGCCAGAUUUCACUCCCAAGAUGUUGUGGCACUUUCAGCUUCUCUUACCCCCUCAUGGGAUUGAAAAACCCACUGCACAAACAUCCCAAAAAUACCCAAUUACCAGGGUAUCAGAAUCUGGGGGGAAACUGGAGGGCAGAUGUGCCAGCUCCUCUUAGAGAGAUUUAAGAUGUGGAUGAGCAGUAAGUGGACUCUGUAGUCUCACCAACAUCAUGGGUUCACAUGCCCUGGUGAAAGUCUUCCUGACCUGUCAGAAAAAUCUAAAAACUGGAAAACUGCAUCUAUUGUGUGUGGGCUGAAAUUCCAGGGAAGGUGAGUAUUGGGAAGGAGCCUCCGUGGGCUCAGAGAGAUCUGCAUUGCAGCUGUGUGGUGUUUGUGUUUGGGAGCAGCUUUCUGUUGGACCGAGCAAGUUUUGGAGUGGUGAUGGCUGUGUGGAGGCUCACAACGUGCCUUUGUAGAGCUCAGAUGGGAUCUGCAGAAGAGGCAUGAAAAACUUUCAGUCUGUCCAACUUAAAUGGGCACAGGAGGUGCUGAACCCCUGACAAAACCUACUCACUCCCAAAUGAGAAGGACUGAAUUCCCACAUGGUGAGCUGGGCUGCCACCUGUUCAGGUCAUGGCCUGUGCUGAGUGUUUUGGGUUGCAAUUCCUGCCAUCCUUGGCUGCUCCUUUCCCACCUCACUCUCCAGCCAACCUGCUGCUUUCCUGUCUGUGUGUGUGCCUCACCUCAAACCCUCUUGUCUUUGCUUG